GUCUGUGAAAAACAGCGGUGGAGGAAGGUUCGGUAGAAGACGUCAGUGUUAGUGUACGUAGUACGUAGUACGUAACAAUGCGAUCUUACGUCGACGAAGUGUUCAACUGUUUACGAUGAAGAUAUCCACAAGUGCUUAUUCAACGUAAUGGAUUAAUCGGAGAUAAUCAACGUUUACCUGUUGAAUCGCUGUAAUCAUCUGUGCUAUCGAGGAUGAGGAGCCACAUAGCCAGAUGAGAUGGUGGCUCGCUCACUAUGGCUGUGGCUAUGUAUCGGCUGGCUCACAGAGGCCGUUCUUAACCCAAGCUCGACCACCAUCUGUGAUCUGGGACCGUGUCGAUGUGUGAGAGGGAAACUGCUGUGCGACUGCUCCACGUCCAAAAUAAAGGAAAUCUAUCUGAAAGACCUGGACGAGGAAAGCUUCAGCAGUAUCAGUGUAACCAACUGCACACACGUCCAUCUAGCCUCAAGAACUCUCUCCAGGUUGCCAGCACUGCAGCAAGUCACGAUUGCAGACAUUGACCACCUGACUCUGGAGGAGCACGCGUUCAGCUGGGUCACCGACAACCCUUCUCACACAGGACUGAUGGUCAACCUGACCAACUGUUUCAUCCCAGAAGUCCCCAGCUACAGCUUCAAAGGAUCAAUCAGAGACAUCGUCCUCUCCUCAGUCAACAUCAGCCGAGUCAGCGCCUACGCCUUCGCCGCCAUAGAACACGCGGAGAAGAUCGAGUUUGAGCGGGUCUCCGUUGCAGACUUCGAAUCCCAAUCUUUCAAAAAGUUCAGCGUGAACUUCUUCACGUGGAGUGACUCUGUUUUCAACGUGUUACCGACAAGACUGAUGAUCGAUGUUGAAGUGAAUCAAGAGGUGAAAUUUGACAACGUCGUGAUCGAUACCGCAAAGUAUUUGAGUCUGAAGAUUCACGGGCCGAGGAAUUUCCGAUUGUUGAAGUCACUAGUGAGACACGUAGAACAUCAAGCUUUGCACAUCCACACGAGAGGACCGGUGACGAUAAUGGACAACGUGUUCACCCACGUCGAGAAGGGAGGAUUCGUCGGCUUCACCGUGGAAAGGAGGUUCCUACAGGAAGCAGGGAAGCAAGACUUUAUCUUCGAGAACAACACAUUGGUAGACUUCGAGAGCGCUCCUCUGAUCUUCAACACCACCGGGUUCACUCCACGACUUGACUGGAUCGUGGUAGACCAACAAUGUUCUUGCCAGAACGCCGACUACUGGACGUCAGACCUCGUCUACUUUUCUUCAGACCCGCGGGUCUCAACAGCUGUUCCUCAGGUGGAAAACGUCAUUUACUGCCACAACCUCGAGAGAGCCACAAACGUGAAAGACUUUCGAAGACUGUUCUGCAACAUCAAAGACUCCAAUAUUUUACUCACUCUAGCUUUUAUCUCUGGUAGUGUAAUUUCGCUCUCGGUUAUCUUGAUGCUCGCUUAUUUGGGCUUCAAAGAGAAGGCGAAACGAUAUAUGAACGUGCCAAACUCUCCGUCUCCCGUCAAACAGUCCAACAAGAACCACAUGUUGGUGAUACCGGACGGCAAAACGUAUCGGGAGACUGAGCUACAUGUGAUCGUAGAACACGUGGAACCCAUCGUCCCCACAGAGUAUGUUAGAGCUCCACCAGAGGCAUAGAGCAGCUAAUCAGUAUUUUAGAUUGUGAUCUCUUGUAAAUAGCAUUCUCACUGUACAUUUGUAUAAACCCACUAUUCCUACCGACCAUAUUCUAGUGUACAAUUGUGAUAUUAAUUUAAAUAAGAAACCGCCAAAUAUUACUGAUCCUAACGAAGAGACAUUCCUUUUAUUUCCAUGAAUGUAAAAAGUGUAUGAUUUGUUGUAGUGUGUUAUAUAAAAGUUGCGUUUAAAAGUGUA
Messenger RNA from Macrosteles quadrilineatus (aster leafhopper), 1884 nucleotides. RefSeq lists its product as uncharacterized. The transcript has 3 exons. The coding region runs from base 238 to 1647 and encodes 469 amino acids. The record is from RefSeq and is a predicted model, not a curated record. Lineage: Eukaryota; Metazoa; Arthropoda; Insecta; Hemiptera; Cicadellidae.